Molecule: messenger RNA, 1662 nt
Organism: Melampsora larici-populina 98AG31
Lineage: Eukaryota; Fungi; Basidiomycota; Pucciniomycetes; Pucciniales; Melampsoraceae
Exons: 2
Coding region: 1-1662 (553 amino acids)
Source: RefSeq, a predicted model, not a curated record
AUGCCACCGUCUAGUCGCAAAGCGCAGCUGAACCUUUGGCGCGAGAUUGCGUCUAAACGUCACGAGGGGACUACGCCAGUGGAGCCACAUCUAGACUUCAUUCAAAGUCGUUUCGAGGAACUCGACUCAGAAGGUUUUAUUUGGUCCAAGGAUUCGAUCCUUGGUAUCUUCCUUCAACUCGGCCUACCAGAAGGCCCACAUAGCUCUUUCUCAUCGGUCAACGAGAUACUCCAAUCGCGCGCUCUUCUGGGAUCUGAAACUUCAUCUCAUGAAGUCAAAGAACUUAUUCAAACCGAAGAAUUACGACGCAGAUCCCAUCCUCGGGGUCUGAUGAAUUUACCUAUCGAGAUAUUUAACAAGAUACUCGAAGCACUUGAUGACUUGUCUAGGAAUGAAAGCUACGCACUCGCGUUUCAAAAGCGCAAAGGUAUCGCAGUGAUCUCGGGUUCAGGCAACAAGCAACCAUAUAAGACUUAUUUACCCCAAAAAUCGCCCAUCUUAAAUACAAUCCAAACCUUCUCACUUGCUUGUCCUGAAGUAUACCAACUUUGCCGACCAUGGUUGUGGCGAAAACUAGAAUUUCCUACUCGGCUUCCAGCACCGAUAGAUAUAUGGACCGAAGAUAUCAUCCUUAGACAAGGCUCAUUGGUCCGGUCUCUAACACUCCACCUUUCCCAAAACUGCAGUCAACCUGAUGGAGUUGUUGAUCGUGAUCCCUUUUACGACAAUCUUACUGUUGAUAUGGAACACGGUGAUCCAGAGAGAGUCUCCCCAAAGAAUGCAAAAAACCUAAUAAAUCGGUCCCCUAACCUCUCUGAGCUGAAAAUUGACUAUAUUCAUCGCAGACGCUCGGACGACUCACUCGGAGUCUCAGCUUUUCUAUCAGAGCUGGUUCCUCUCAUAACUAGUCUCAAACACCUCCGGCAGUUGUCAUUAAUUACAAAUUUCAUCAGAUCGGGAGCAAUGAUUAAAUCCCCAGCAAAACUCAUCCUUGGUCUACCCUUGCUUGAGUCGCUUCAAUGUGGUGGAAUGAUUCUGUCGUCAGAUCAAGGUGGACUCGGUGAUGGAUCCUUUGGUUUUGAACUGUCCAAACUCCAACAUCUAUCAACAUUACAUUUAACUGGCAUUAAAGGUAUUGACAAACACUGGUGUCUUUACAAUUGGCCAAAGACAAUCACCAACCUUACAGUUGACUGGUGUGAUAAUUUAUCACCAAGUUCAGCGCAUCAAAUUAUCCACCACAUUGCACCUCGUUUAAAAAAUCUUGGCCUCAGCUUCAAGCAAAGUGAUGACAGCUGGGAGAGCAAUACUGGCUGGAAUCCAGGACAUCUUUUUUCUCUUCCGUCUCUGACUGACUUGCAACUCCAUACCUGGAACCGUCACUUACUGGACAGCUUCCGAGACUGUGAAUCUCUAGGGUGUCUUGAAUGGACCUACAUAACAUUAGAAGAUUGCAGGACACUAAGUGGGAUCCUUUCUCGAGCUACUUGGCCUCAGCUCAAGAGACUGGUUGUAAAUCCUAGUCUUUUUUUCCCACGCGACGCUCCAGAUGCUCAAGAUCAAGCAAUUCGAGAUGAAUUGGACUCAAUGGAAGAUUAUUGCAAGCAAGCCAAUAUCGAAGCAUUCGUACACCAGCCUCUGCGUUACUCCAAUACGUUAUGA